Molecule: messenger RNA, 615 nt
Organism: Zeugodacus cucurbitae (melon fly)
Lineage: Eukaryota; Metazoa; Arthropoda; Insecta; Diptera; Tephritidae
Exons: 1
Coding region: 153-509 (118 amino acids)
Cellular component (GO): nucleus
Molecular function (GO): zinc ion binding
Source: RefSeq, a predicted model, not a curated record
CUUAACUAGCCUCUGUGAUUACUAAUCACCGCUAACGAAGCAUCAAGCAACCUAGAAUAUAACCUAUAAAACAGCGAAGGAACCCUACAUUGAUUCAGUUAACUACUUUCGUUCAACACCUAAACAUCGUACAUUAAAUAAGACGAACUAAAAUGGGCAGCAUCGGUAGAGCACGUCUAACGGGAUUUCUUUGCCGCCUAUGCACCGAAAUGAGUCGCGUGGUUAUACAUAUUUAUGGCGAUCACGGCCGAAGGAUUAAUUUAGAAAGGAAAAUUCUGAAAUAUCAGCCAGUCUUCGUAUCGCCAACUGAUCUAUUGCCAAAGGCAAUUUGUCUGCAAUGCGUCGGACGAGUGGAAAGAAACUAUAAACUCUUAAAGCGUCUAAAGCAUGCAAACGGCAUCUUAAUAAAAUUAGGAAAAAGUCCUGUGGGCCAUCAAGAUUCAGACGAAUAUUCCUCGGAAGAAGACGACAUCGCUGAUGAUUUGAAAGAUUUAUUGAAAGAUUUAUGAAAAUGAUUUGAGGAAAUGAAAAAUUUAAGAAAAAUGAUUUGUUAACGAGCACAGGAUCACAAACUAAUGGCAAUGGAAAGACGAUUAAACACAUCACAGAAACAAA